AUAAGUUGGAAAGAGCGAGCUAGGGUUUCAGAUACUCAGUAAAUCUACUCUCUCUUUCUCUCAAACCCUAAAAAAAAAGACCUUUGAGAAAAAUCUAACUAUGGCAAAGACUAGACCAGGCAAGAGAGAUUUGGAUUCUUAUACCAUUAAAGGAACUAACAAAGUUAUCAAAGCUGGAGACUGUGUGCUGAUGAGACCUCCAGAAACUAAUAAAGCACCAUAUGUAGCAAAAGUGGAGAAAAUGGAAGCCGAUAAUCGCAACAAUGUUAAGGUUAAAGUACGAUGGUAUUAUCGACCCGAAGAAUCCAUCGGUGGAAGAAGGCCGUUUCAUGGAUCAAAAGAGUUGUUUCUGUCAGAUCAUUUUGAAGGUGCUCUUACUAUUGAUGGAAAAUGUCUGCAUGUUCACUCAUUCAAGAACUAUAGUAAGAUUAAGGAUGUUGGCACUGAGGAUUAUUUCUGCAGAUUUGAGUAUAAAGCUGCUACUGGUGAAUUCGCUCCUGAUAGAGUUGCAGUGUAUUUCAAAUGUGAGAUGCCUUAUAAUCUGGAUGACCUCAUGGUGCAGUGCGAGGGAUAUUGCAGGGAUUGGUUUCAUCCUUCGUGUAUUGGCAUGACCAUUGUUCAAGCGAAGAAUUUAGGACGCUUUCUCUGUGCUGAUUGUUCCUCCAAAGAUGAGGUCCAAAGAUCUCUGAACAAAUUACCAGUUUCACCAUCAGCCGAAACUAAAGCUGAGGCAAAGCGCCGGAAGAAGUAAUCAGUUGAUGCGGAGUUCUUGGUGCACGAGGAUGAGGUACUCUCUUCACUGUGCACGCGCAAAGCUGGGAUGAUCUAUCAAUGUGUAAUAUGUUUUUACUUUAUGACAUUUCGUUGAUUAGAUGUGGACACUACAUAGUGAU
Papaver somniferum (opium poppy) is the source of this 893-nucleotide messenger RNA. RefSeq names its product chromatin remodeling protein EBS-like. Gene Ontology annotation, molecular function: chromatin binding. Lineage: Eukaryota; Viridiplantae; Streptophyta; Magnoliopsida; Ranunculales; Papaveraceae. The record is from RefSeq and is a predicted model, not a curated record.